UUUCAAUUUUCUCACACACACAGAGAGAGAGAGAGAGAGAGUCCAGUGGAGGCUGGCAGAGGAACUGAUAGAGAACUUUCAAAGCUCUUUUUCCACCACCAUCACUCAACUAGCCUCUACAUUGCAGUCUCAAACUGAAAGUCUUUUAAUUUUCUGAAAGCUUUAGCUAUCUUCCUAUCCGAAAGAUUGUUUGGCUCAUUUUUUUUCUGUCUCUCUCUGUCGGUACCAUGAGACCUGAGGGGAACCCCUUGGACCUCAACAACUUGCCUGAUGAUUUUAGAGAUCAUGGUAAACAAGUCUUCGAGGACAGCUCCUCCUCUGGCUAUAGGAAAAAGAAAAGCGGCGGAAAGGAUGGAAAAGACGAGUGUGGGAAGGUCUAUGAGUGUAGGUUUUGUUCCCUCAAGUUCUGCAAAUCUCAGGCUCUCGGGGGACACAUGAACCGCCACCGUCAAGAGAGGGAGACAGAAACACUGAACCGGGCCCGUCAGCUAGUCUUCAGUACCGAUAACCUAGUCUCCCAAGGUCCUUCCCAUCUAGGCUGCUGCCAACCAAUCGUCCCAGGAGGCUAUCAUCCAGCAGGCAACGUUGGAGACCCAACAUUGCCUCUCAGAUUUCCAAGAUUCUUCCCUGGAUCUCCUUCAACCCAUUUACCACCACCAGUACCUCAGGCACCACAACCACCUCAACCAUAUUUAUACACCGCCUCUCCCACUCGCCCAAUCUCCUUUCGUACACCUUAUCCUCAACAUCCAAUGAACGAUUACUGUGUUGGCCAUGUUCUCAGCAGCAACCAACAAUGCCAACCAAACUUGAGCUAUUCACCAGACUCUAGCUACACUUGCAUUGGUGCACCGGUUGGACAAGGGUUUGCGCCUGGCAGCAGCAGCCGGGUCUCUGACAUGCUAGGAUCAGGAGUACUGGGAGGAGGGGGAGGCUCUGGUAGAGAAGGGUCAUCGCACAAUCCCGAGGAGGGAUUGAAUUGGAGCCGGAGCUUUGCAGGAACACAGCAACAACGUCUGGAUGCUCCACCUUCGCUCACUCGGUUUCAAGAUGGGUUCUAAUUAAGGCGAGAUUUCUGAAGUCAUAGUUUCAACUUUCAAGUACUGUUAAUCUAUAUUGGCACGCCACCCACAGAGAGAGAGAGAGAGAGAGAGAGAGACCUAACAAGAUGACAGAUGGGUUCGUGCAAGAUAGUAGAGAAAGAUAGAGAGAGUUUUGGAUUUUCUUCAGGGACUGAGACAGCUUUUGAGCUCAUGUACAUGCUCAGCUAGUUUGGCUUGGAGCUGUAUUGGGAUUGAAGGGGUUUGGUAUCGGUGUGUACAACCCAACAGUUGAUAAAUUAAGGUGGGAAUUAGACCGGGCUGGGACAAGAAGUUAGAUAUGAACUGAAAGUUUCUAAAACUCUUUUACAUUUUGGAGUUCGUUUUGCAUGGCGACGAGCUUUUCUCUUUUCUUUUUCUUUUUUUCCCUAAAUCCCUUUUUCUUUUUCUUUUGUUUUUUCCACUGUCGAUUCUCGUUUCUAUUUACAUUUUAUGAGUCCUUUGUACAUCGACUUUGACCAGAAGAAGACGGAAUUUGGUUCU
Molecule: messenger RNA, 1583 nt
Organism: Juglans regia (Persian walnut)
Lineage: Eukaryota; Viridiplantae; Streptophyta; Magnoliopsida; Fagales; Juglandaceae
Product: zinc finger protein JAGGED-like
Exons: 5
Coding region: 228-1061 (277 amino acids)
Molecular function (GO): DNA-binding transcription factor activity
Source: RefSeq, a predicted model, not a curated record